This is a messenger RNA of Heteronotia binoei (common prickly gecko), 1029 nucleotides long. Its product is annotated as lysophosphatidic acid receptor 6-like. Lineage: Eukaryota; Metazoa; Chordata; Lepidosauria; Squamata; Gekkonidae. The transcript has a single exon. The record is from RefSeq and is a predicted model, not a curated record. The coding region runs from base 1 to 1029 and encodes 342 amino acids. Gene Ontology annotation, biological process: behavioral response to pain; G protein-coupled receptor signaling pathway. Gene Ontology annotation, cellular component: membrane. Gene Ontology annotation, molecular function: G protein-coupled receptor activity.
AUGAACUCCAGUUGCACCAACUGCAGCAGGGUGGAUGAUUUGGCCUUCACAAACAUCUACUCACUGCUCUUUGUGGUAGGUCUCCCCUUAAACAUCGCUGCUCUGUGGAUCUUCUUCUUCAGAGGGACCCUACGGUCCAUCACCAUCAUCUACAUGAAGAACCUGGCAGCCUCUGACCUGUUGCUGUUGGCGUCAUUGCCAUUGAGGGUGUAUUAUUACAGCAAGAGGCCUCCACUCUCCCAGAUGGUUUGCGAAAUUGCGGGGCUGCUACUCCUGGUCAACAUGUACAGCAGCAUCUUCCUGUUGACCUGCAUCAGCUGGGACCGCUGCAUGGCUGUGUGCUUUCCAUUCCACCCCCAGGCCCAAGCCUUACGCCGACGAGCCAAGUACAUCUGUGCAGGCGUGUGGCUCCUGAGCAUCCUGGGCACCAUUCCCUCCUACUUUGCACACAAGGAGAAAAAUAACACACUCUGCUUUGACAGCCGGCCUCAAUAUGUCAUGGAUCCCUGCAUCUCCGGUGCUAUGGUGCUUAGCUUUGCCAUUCCCUUGGUCAUCAUGGUGACUUGCUCUUGCAGCCUGCUGCGGGUUGUGCACCAGAGCACAGUUGUCCAGAUGGAGCUGGUCAACGGCACCAAGAUCCAGCACAUGGUGGUGACCAAUGUGGCCAUCUUCCUGGUCUGCUUCUUGCCAUACCACUUGGUGGUGCUGUGCUACCAAAUGCCAGCGCUGGAUAAGGACCACUGGGAUGUGGUGUACCGCUAUGCCCUGCUCCUGGCCUGUGCCAAUGCCACUCUGGAUCCUUUGGCAUAUUACUUUGCUACAGAGACCUUCCAGCACUUGGUGACGAUGGACCACCUCUUUCAGGGCUGGGGCAUCCACACCAACUAUGCUGGGGGGACAGAGCAGCUCUCCCAGCCUCUGGAGACACAGCAUCUACCUGCCUCACCCACUCCUGUCUUUGAGGCCCUAUCGUGCAUCAAGGCACCAGACUUACAAGAGGCAUCAGCAAAUGGGCAAGGCCAAUUAUAA